UUUAACCUAAUGACAGUACUAAUAGCAUUUAACACCAAGAUGUGUCGUUAAUUGCUGUAUUUUCUCUCUCUUUUACAUAAUCAAAAUGAAUUUAUCUCAGUCAAAGUUAUUUUCUGCUAUUAUUUUGGGGGUUUCGAGUUUGUUUGUUGGGGUUGUACCAAAUUGUUUCGCUCAACAAGGAAGACGACGUUGGCCUUUGUUUAUAUCAAGUUUACUUUGUUUUGGUGCUGGGGUACUGCUAGCAACUUCCGUAGUACAUAUUUUACCAGAGGUACGAGAAUCAAUACCAGUGCAAUAUGAAAACUAUGCCGAAAUUUUAUACUGUUGCGGUUUUUUUAUUCUCUACAUAAUUGAUGAGAUAGUUCAUUACUUCUACGGUGAUUCCGAGGAAGCAAAUCUCUUCCACAACCAUGGUCACAAUCAUGACCACCACAGAAGACAAUCACAACAGCUAAAGUCAUCAUAUGGCACUGCUGAAAGACACAAUCUACUACAUGCCGAGUCCGCACCCUAUAAUCCAUCUUUUUAUAGAACUAGAAGUGACAGUGCACUGUUUGGUGAUCAGCAACCAUCUCAGCUGUGCCACGUUGGCCAUCAAGAGCCUUGCCAUAAUGCCCCGACUGCUAACUUUGGACUUAUAGUUGCUCUUUCAAUACACGAGUUGCUGGAAGGGUUAGUUGUUGGAUUAGAGACGAAACCAGAAAAGGUGUUGCUGCUUUUGGGAGCUGUAGCAUCCCAUAAACUGGUGAUUUCAUUUUGUUUAGGAGUAGAAUUAUCAUCUACCCCAUUAAUUUCGUGUACAAGACACUUUAUUUACAUUCUUAUCUUCUCGGUGGGGUCUGCUGCUGGUAUAAUAGCAGGAAUGAUUGUAUCAGAUGUUCCUGGAGGGUUUAAGAAUGUUGCAAUGCCUAUAUUACAAGCACUUGCUGGCGGCACACUGUUAUAUGUAACUGUAAGUGAAGUAUUACCUCGAGAAAGAGCUAGAUGGCAUCAGCAACAUGACAGAAAAUCAGCCGGAGUGGUACAACUCUUCUUCGUUUUCCUUGGUUUUGGGCUUAUGACUCUGCUUACUAAUUACUUAGAAUAGGACGCAUUAGCUAAGCAUAGCAUAAGAAAAAUUUUUAACCGACAAUGACGAAUGGUAGCUCAGCAUACUUUUGACAAGAGAAAUUAUGGUAUUAGAAAAGGAAAUUUUCAAAUUAGGAUUGAAAGGUGACAUACGUUUUCAGAGUAAUUCUGUAUUUAAUAUAAAUAAAUAGGUACUCUAAGUA
Diabrotica virgifera virgifera (western corn rootworm) is the source of this 1271-nucleotide messenger RNA. RefSeq names its product zinc transporter ZIP1-like. The record is from RefSeq and is a predicted model, not a curated record. The transcript has 4 exons. Gene Ontology annotation, biological process: zinc ion transmembrane transport. Gene Ontology annotation, molecular function: zinc ion transmembrane transporter activity. Gene Ontology annotation, cellular component: plasma membrane. Bases 86 to 1087 code for a protein of 333 amino acids. Lineage: Eukaryota; Metazoa; Arthropoda; Insecta; Coleoptera; Chrysomelidae.